CGGAGAUACAGAGAACACGACCUAGCCAAGUCGACCGAGAUGUUCAAAACGAGAGAUGAAACCUUUGCGCCACCAGAUGAACAAAUUUCCAAUUGGUACCAUGUGACUGGGAGAUCAGGCAUCUAUGUCAGACCAAGCGAAAUCCUUGGGGAGGUUAUGAUCUUCCGUAAGGAAGGCAUGAUGACGACACUAGAGUGGAUGUUCGGUCAGUUGCAUCAGCACUUGCAUGCAGUGAACAUGGCCGGCAAACAUGGGAUACGCCUUCCGGGUCUCUUGAUCGUUCCAAGUGAAACGGAAAAGAAAUUUACCAUCCUUUGGAGGCAACCGGGUAGAGAGCGACUUGCUACCACUUUGGAUUUCAAGCAGCAUGAGCUUCCAAAUACGGUGAUGAAUGUUCAACAAGCUCGCGAGGUUGAUGUUCUACAUCUUUUCGAGCAAUCGGAACGACGCGAGGUGGACAAGACCGGAACUAUUGUUCAGGCGAAUCUGCCAGUACAAGAAACUCGCAGUGCAGGUGGUAUGUUGACUUCCAACGCAAUCCUGUCGAGAACGUCGCAUGUAGCUUCAGAACGCAUACGUGUCACAGCGUGGCAAGCCUGCUCCGUAACCUGGGAUCUGACUGUUGACGGAGACGAUAUUGUGCUUCGACGCCUGUCCAGUGUUGGUAUGGUACUACAAGUCCCUACACAAAUAUCCUUACGCUUCAAUGCAAAUUUCAUGCGGCUAGCCAAUUCUUCAAUUCUGAUCUUUCUUAGUCAAGGCUUGGUCGCGCAGUGCCUCGCCAACACUACUUGGCCCAACUCGUUUCCCAAGCAACUUGUCGCCAACCAGCGUCGUCAAGGUCUGACCACUUCGGAAUACCUAUACCAUCAUACGAUAGUUCAUGGCCGCAAAUCAUGGAACGCUCCAGAUACUGUCGACCAGCCUAUCGCCUAUGUCCAGGGCCACAUCUUUGACUCAGCCUACGGCAUCAAUACUACGGAAAAUCAUGCGCAACCCUCCUAUUUCGGCCACAACGACAUAACCGAGCUAUACAGCCGUUCUGAAUCAUCCUUUUCGACACCACCAUCGAACAACUACACUGCGACGGUCAUCGGUCCUGAUGGGAAUGCUUUCAGUGACUUCUCGGGCGUGAUGAGCUUUUACGCUUAUGAAGCGUUCCAAGAUGUACAGAACACCUGCGAAUUUUCCGAUCACUUCGAAACUUACAAUGCCUUUUACUGGGUUGUCGCAAAUGCUUCCAACGCGAACACGUCUUCGUUUGACAAUGCCACCUUCGCAGCCAACAUUAUGAACAGUCUUCUCGCCGACAUCCCCUCUGGUACGAUCUACAACGCCAGUACUCACACGCCGGUCCCUGGUCUCGACUCUCGCGCGUACUAUGGUGGUUACAACAAUCCAAGUCUGAACGGUGUCUUCAAAUUCUGGCUUUGCGACGACAAUCCCUCCGUUACUGCGUUCAGGAAUGCACAGGCCAAGCUUAUUGCAAAGAACAAAGACCUUGGUAUCAACUUCGAUGCGAGCUUUGUCACCUUCAGUCGAACUUUUCUUCUCUAUGAUCGUUCGAAUAACAUACCUUUCGAUACUACAAGGGCGAAUUAUGCUCUUCUUGCAGACCGCUUUCGCGGCAAUGUUGCGCAGCCUCCAAAGAUAUAG
Molecule: messenger RNA, 1656 nt
Organism: Alternaria burnsii
Lineage: Eukaryota; Fungi; Ascomycota; Dothideomycetes; Pleosporales; Pleosporaceae
Exons: 2
Source: RefSeq, a predicted model, not a curated record